AUGCUGCAAGGGAAGAUAAAAAAGUUCAAGCUGCCGAUAAAUAACAGCAUCGACAAUUUUUUAAAGGACAUCAGCUUAAAGAAAAAUGAGUAUGUGUACGGGUGUGGGGCGGAGGAUAUAGAAAACGUGAAUCUGACGGCGGAGUGCAUAAUUAAUUAUUUCAAUUUCAUCAAUGACAGUUAUGGCAAUCUGCUACUGCUGUUGUGUCAAGAGGGAUUUGACACUGUGCUGAAUUACAUACGCAUAAGUGAUAAUUUAAACGAUGGAGAGCAGGAGAAGAUCUUCGGCUGUCUAACCAUUUUAAUUGAAAAAAGUGUAGACGUUUUUAAAAACUAUUUUAAGUGUGUAGAAAAAUGUCAUCAAAAAAAUGGGCACUGUGAUAAUGGAGUGGAAAUGUUACAAUUUAUUCUAAGCGAAAAUAAUAACAUCAUGAAUAUGAUCAUUCAGUGUUUGGAAGAUAACUACAAAGAGUAUUCUGUAAAUGAAAAGAGGAAAAAAAAAUUUACCUUUUUCGAGAUCCACGAAAUUUUAAUCUCCUACUUUAAUGCGCUCACAUUUGUAUACUUAAAUUUGUUUAAUUGUUAUUAUAGCCAUAAUUUUUGUAAACAGCAGAAUACCGAGAUGGUGGUUGUGAAUGUUCAGAGGGGGAGGAAAAAACUGAAAAAGGAAAACGAUGAAGAAACAAAUGUCGCUUUGAAAAAUAUGAAUUGUCUUUUGAACAACAUCAUUUUGUUGGUAAGCAACAUUAACUUUGACAUUUUAUAUGACCAGGUCAGCAUCCCCGUGGUGGAUUUAUACCUCCAGUUUUUUCUAAAUAUUUAUUCAAUUAACCAGGAAAAUAACAACAUGUUUAAUAUGAGUACUUACCAUGACCACAUCUCGAUGAUUAUUGGGACUUUGCUGCGGAUGUACAUUAAGGAGAAGGUAAGCGGCGGGGCUGGUUCGCUGCCUAAUAGGGGCAACACGAACAGGGAGAGCGGUAAAAAUGGGGGGAAAAAAAGCGGUGAUGCGGGGGGGCGACACAGGGGGGAUUUCAGCGAGGGGUUCAGUGAAGACAGUGGGGAUGACAAUAACGCACCUGACAGUAGCGCCGAUCAGGGUGGUACCCCAGCUGAGGAGACGAGGAGGGACCCCCCUAAGGAGGAAGACAUCAAGAGCGAAAAGUCAGUGGGAGACAAAUUCCAUUCCUUCUCCUUUACGUACAUUUUUUUAAACUCCUGCAAAAAGUGCACCAGCGUGAAUAUCUGCGACGCCCUUCUAAGGGUGAAGAACACGGACAUCCCGGCAAUCAUUAUAAAGGAGUUUAUCGAUUAUGUGAAGGAAAAUUCGCUCCUCUACUUAAACCUGAGCGUACAAACACAUGCGCAAAAUGAAAUAUUAAAUGUGCUGAAUUUUUUGGAGUAUUUAUCGAAAAAUUUAAGUGUCCAUUUGCUGUCUUUUUUGAAAGACUUGACGGACAUGCUGGGAAUUGACAUUUAUUACAUUAGAAAAUCCAUUUUCGAGAUGUUUAAAAAUUUUAUAACUUUGGCCAAGGCAAGUGAGGAAGUGAACGAGGGGGGGGGCACCGACAGGGAUGGGGAGGAUGGGCAUGCCGCUGGUAGUGAAAGGUUUCAGAUGAACAUGCACACGGGGGAGUUGGAAGACGACGGGGAGGAAGAUGACGAUGUAGAGGGGGAUGAUCUAGAUGGAGAUGAUGAUGCGGAGGGAGAUAAUGCUGGAGAGGGAGAAGCUGAACUACCCGAUGGAGAGGACGAAUCGGAGGAGACGGACCAGAACGACGACAGCAGCGACUUUUUCUCGGAAGGAAACGAUGAGGAGAGCCAGUCGUCCGAUGAGGAGGUUAAAAAAGGGAACGGAUUUAGGAAUAAGAAAGGGAAUGCGCGAAAAAAUAGCAAACGUGUUAGCAGGAAGAACGCGAAAAAGGGUAGCAUACUGAGGAAGAAGCAACAGGGACAGAACAAAAAGAGAAAAAAAAAAAAAAAAAAAAUGAACGCAUAUUUAAGGUCAUUUCGAGUAAGCGUAAACGAAAGUAGCAUCAGUACGUACAAAGAUAUUAUCCACAAAAUUGUGAUGGAGGACAUUCCAUUUUUACAACUAUGUUUUAGUGAGUGCUUAAAAAAUAGAGCCUUUGUUAUGAACGUGUUGAUGUCGAGGCAGCAUGAUUCGAAGCUGCAUGUCCGGUGCCAUUUGUUAAAAAUAUUGCAAGAGUUAAUCGAAAAUAAUUUCAUUCCCCUGAACUAUUACAAUAACUUGUGUUUGAUAUGCAGCGAGCGGAUAAAUGACAAGUCUCCACUGGUGAGGCAGAGGGCGUUUACCCUCCUUUCGUGCAUAGCGAGCGACGUGGUGAAGAAUAAGUAUGUCAUCCCGCUGAACACGAGUAGGAUAAAGAGGGAGCUGGCGAAUCUCAGCCGGAGGAAGGAGGCGCUGAAGAGGAAGGAGCAAUCCAGCGGGACGGGAAAGAAGAGAGUUAAUCUAUCCGACAGUGACAGCAGUGAUGGGGGGGGAAGCGACAUAUCGGAUCGAGACCAAGCAAACGGGAGAGCACAAACUGGUGGUAACAACAACGUACCCACGGGAGUGAACAAUAAAGAGAAGACAAAGAAGAAUCACCAGAAUAAAUACGACUUGCUAAUAAAAAUGUACAACGAGGUUUUAUUCAUUUCGAUUAUCGUUGACGACUGUGUGGAACUCUGCUUCAGGUUGCUCUACUCCGUGGUGGAGACGGACCAGAAGAGUGCCAUCCGAUUUAUUAUACUAGCACAUAUGUGUGGAAAUAAAAAAGCGCAGCAACAAAUGAACAGAGUAUGGUCUCUAAUUUUUAGUAACAACUCCAGCAUAGUAGAAAUGAUUAUCAGCGAAUUUGUAAAUGUAAAUAUAACCUGUGAUGACUAUCGGAUCAGUGCCUUUCGGUUAAUUAAUGUGUCUCUUAAUAGUAAGCUGAAGGAUCUCUCAUGUUUAGAAAAAAUAAUGGAGUGCCUGCUAAUGCAGGAGAAGUCCAUCGUAAGUGUUACCAAAUUGCUGGAUGAAUUGUUUAAUAUCAUUUUUGUAGAUACUUUUAGUGAGAACAAAAAUUUGAUCAUCAAGGAAGGGGCCCUCCUCCUCAUGAAGAUACUCUGCUAUUCCAUUCACACGGUUAAUUUGAAAAAAGGGAAGAAGGAACAUCACUUUGUUUUUAGCAACAAAAGGAAGCAUCUCAUUUUGGUCUUCAUCAAUCAAUACAAGGAAAAUCUUCACUUCAUCAAUUUGCUAAUUUUAAUUCUGAGGUAUAAUAAGACGAAUAAAAUUGUCCAAAAUUUACUCAUCAUUUUGUUUAACCUUGUUUUUGAUCAUAUAUCUGAUGGGAAGGGGGAGAAAAAUGGGGAAACCUUUUCCGCUAGUGAGUUGAAUCCCCGGGCAUCCUCCCUGGGGAAGAGCAAAAAGGGGCGUACCAGCAUUAACGGCGUUGUAGUGAACACACACAGUGGGGAAACUCCCCAACUGGUUGACUGCUUCCCCUUGCACGAUGACCGAAAUGUGUGGUUUAAGUGUUGCCAAUCCAUUGUGGAAAGCAUGUACGAACACUUUGAUGAUUUCCUCGCCAUCUUUACGAUGAAGAUGAAGAACAUGUUUAGUGCCAUCGUGUGUGGUGGGAACAGAAGUGCGAAUGAAGAUUUGAGUGAAAGCAGGGGGAGAGACAGCUCGGCGUGCAGACUGCGCAGCAAGGGAGUGGACGAGGGGGAAGAGAGCGCAGUAGACAAGUCCAACAAAGUGUCCUGCUUCAUGCUAACCAAAUUUAUAUUCGUGUCAGGCCACCUAGGGUUAUAUACCUACAUAUAUGCAGAAAAGAUACAAAACAAUUUGAAGAAAAUCGCCUCAAAAAGUGACAGCAACUAUGGAAUGUGCACGAAGGAAGAAAAGGACAGGGAAUAUUUCGACUACGUGGUUGAAAAUAUGAUUGUGUGUAAUAAUUUGUUGGGCAAGAAAAUUAUGCCUUUAAUAUUUUUAAUUUUGAGUAACCCGGAGGGUUUUUUUAAUGACUGCGUAGUUAAGGGUGAGGUGGAAGGGGAAGCGGGAGCGGGAGCGGGGAAGAAGUGGCCUCUUAAAAGUGGCAGUUUCGCUCCGUUUAAGGGCGCCGACAAUGCGAAGGAUGACAUCUACAUGCAUUAUGAGAUGUACCUACUCGUCCUGGUUUGUCUGCUAACCCUGUGCAAGUUUUGCAUAAUUUCGCAAAAGUUUUGCCAGAGCGUUGUGAGGGACCACGUGUCGAUUAUACAGCUGAUUGUGUCCAUCAUAACGGAGGAGGGGAACUCCAUUUUUGAGCUGAAAACGGAGGCGUUGCUGGGGGGAGGGGGCGCCCCCUCGAAUGGAGACGACGCGGGGAGCGACCGCAUGUUGAGCGAUGAGAGUGACGGUGGUUACGGCGGUGACGAUGGUGGCCAUGGCAACCGUGGUAGUCAUGAUAACCGUGGUGGGGCCCCUUCCGGGCAGUCCUCCUCCCGCAGGGGCAGACGGAAGAGGGGAGAAGCCAAAAAGGAAGACACCCAUUUGUGCAUCGAAGAUGAGAAGGUGGAGGGAUUCGCCACCCCUGAGGAGGGAAGCAGCGGGGAGGACCCGUGGAGUCUCUUUCGAAGCAAAAUCAUGUUCAGGACGAUCUCAAACAUAAGGAAAAUGCUCCUAAUCAGUUACGCCGAUUUGUUAUACAGGCACCCAAAUUUAUUGGAGCCGUAUAACAAGUACAUUUUUAAAGUUCUGAACGAUAGGGAUAUAAAUAUGAGAAGGACAGCCGUCUCUGUCUUUACGCACCUCUUCAUGACGGACACGGUGAAGGCCAGGAAUAUCCUGCUGGUCCAUAUGAUGUACUUAACCAUCGACCAGGAUGAAAAAAUAUCGAGUGGGUCCAAAUCGUUCUUCUAUGAAUUAGACAGGAAGUCGCAUGUGACCCUGGUGAACAAUAUAUGCGAUAUGAUUUCCGUGUUGGCGAAAAAUGAAAAGAAACUCAAAUACGAAAUGAAUAAAGAAAUUGAAGAGUUCCUUCUGAGCUUUAUUAAAAAGAGUAAAUAUAACGAAACGUUGGUUGAGAAAAUUUUUAAAAAAAUGAAAGAAGUUAAUAUUAACAAAACGGACGCGCUGAAACUGUACAUGCAGGUCUUUCUAAACAUUCAAAUUGAUGAGAAGGUGCUCAGCAGAAUGAAUAAAUGCUUUCCCCUGAUCAGAUACAUCAUAAGGGAGAAUCAGUACAUUCAAGACAGUUUCAUUCAUAUAUGUAAGAAGGCCACCGAGAAAAAGAGGGGAAGGCCCGCAGAGGAAGGGCAGCACCAACAGCAGCAACAACAGCAGCAGCAGCAGCAGUUGAAUGCGUCCAACAAUGAAAAGGGAAAUAACGAACGGGUCGAAAAUGACAAAUCGGAAAAUAAAAUGAGGGAACUGGCUGAAGAUAUUUUAAGCAAAAUAGAGUCCACCACAAAUAAAUCCAAAAACGUUUCGAACGCUCAUGGGGGUGCAACAAAUGCUGUUUUGAAGGAGUCCAGAAGUAAGGACGACGAUGAUGUGGUUAGAAAUGACGAGGAACUGAGCAUGAGCAGAAAUGAGGAGGGUGACAAUUAG
Molecule: messenger RNA, 5583 nt
Organism: Plasmodium vivax (malaria parasite P. vivax)
Lineage: Eukaryota; Apicomplexa; Aconoidasida; Haemosporida; Plasmodiidae
Exons: 1
Coding region: 1-5583 (1860 amino acids)
Biological process (GO): mitotic chromosome condensation; meiotic chromosome condensation
Cellular component (GO): condensed chromosome, centromeric region
Molecular function (GO): histone binding
Source: RefSeq, a predicted model, not a curated record